Artibeus jamaicensis (Jamaican fruit-eating bat) is the source of this 4835-nucleotide messenger RNA. RefSeq names its product steroid 5 alpha-reductase 1 (gene SRD5A1). The transcript has 5 exons. The coding region runs from base 246 to 1076 and encodes 276 amino acids. Lineage: Eukaryota; Metazoa; Chordata; Mammalia; Chiroptera; Phyllostomidae. The record is from RefSeq and is a predicted model, not a curated record. Gene Ontology annotation, biological process: steroid biosynthetic process. Gene Ontology annotation, molecular function: 3-oxo-5-alpha-steroid 4-dehydrogenase activity. Gene Ontology annotation, cellular component: membrane.
UGGAAGAACUGCAGACCGGCCUCCCGCCGCGCCCUUGGCUGAGUCGCUGGCGGUAGUGACUGGUUCAACUCGUCCGAGAGACUUAAUUGCUGUCUCAGAACCGCACCAAAAGGACGGAUCAGUACUGGAGCGCAGGCCGCCCUCGCCUGACUCUGGCAACCGCGCCUCUCGCCCUCUCACCUCUGCCCGAUAUAUAUGGCACGCCAGGGCCACCGGGCGAUGGGGCGCGCCUGCGGUCCUCCGCAAUGGAGCUGGCGGAGCAGUCCCUGCUGGACACGCUCUCCUACCUGGAGUGCGCCCUAGGCAUCCUGACCUUCGUGCUGCUCAAGCUGGUGGGCUCGCCCUACGGGCGUUAUGCGUCGCAGCACUCAGCCUGGCGACUGACAGCGCCCACCGCCUGGGCGUUGCAGGAGCUGCCCUCGUUGGCUGUGCCGCUCUUCCUGUGUGCUGGCACACCUGCCGAGCGCCUACGCUGGUGGCCCAACCGCAUCCUGCUAGCUAUGUUCCUCGUUCACUACGUGCAACGGUCCUUAAUUUUUCCGUUUCUGAUCCGAGGAGGGAAGCCUACACCAUUGUACUCAUGUGUAAUUGCAUUCGUGUUCUGUACCUACAACGGCUACUUACAAGGCAGAUACUUAAGCCAGUAUGCAGAGUAUGCUGAUGACUGGGUCACUGACCCCCGAUUCCUAACAGGUUUUGCCCUGUGGUUAGUAGGCAUGCUGAUAAACAUUCACUCAGAUCACAUCCUAAGGAAUCUCAGGCAGCCAGGAGAGACUGGAUACAAAAUUCCAAGGGGAGGCUUAUUUGAAUACGUAAGUGCAGCCAACUACUUUGGGGAAGUGGUUGAGUGGUGCGGCUAUGGCCUGGCCAGCUGGUCUGUUCAAGGCGGGGCGUUCGCUCUGUUUACCUUUUGUGUUUUGCUCCCCAGAGCACAAGAGCACCACCAAAUCUCAUUUUAUGUUAUGCUUUGGCUAAAAAGCUCAAAACCACACAAAUAUCAGAAGAAUAACUCAGCUGCAAGGAAUCAUCAGAUACACAUCAGCUUGUUUUAUUCACCCUGUUCUGAGCCUCCUUGAAUUUAUAUGCUGGACACUGGACUCAGUGGUCAAGUUCAGUGUCGAGCAGGGCAUCUGGGAUCUGACUGGCAAUAUGCUACUUACAAGGAGGAAGGCUGAUUGCGCAGUAAUGGGAGCCCAGAAGGCCCACAGCUGGAGGGAAGGGCCAGUGUAUCAGCCCUCACGAGCCCCUUCACACAGGCGCCGCUGCCCACUGUGCUGACCUGGGGUCAGUGCACUCCCCCCAUGACAUUCAAAUGCCUUCCUUAGAAGCAGGAAUAUUCAUACUCUUAAGCAGGCUUGGCUGAAAUAACAUAUCAGCACUUCAGACUGUAAAUACAUUACAAAGUCUUAGAAAAUGAAUAAAAACCAAAGCCAGAUUUCGGGCAUCAACAAUGACAACGACAACCCGCUGAUCUCAGCCCAGCAGGAGCCCCUGUGUGCCCGUGUGCCUGAGAAUCUGCUCCCCCUCCUCCUGCCUGACCACCUUCCACGGCUGCCAUCGCCUCUGGGGGAAGAUGCUACUCCUGGACUUCUGUUGUGUUACAUAUUAAGAAACAAAUACUGUCUAGUUUCUAGUAAUAAAAACAAAUGAGUUGAUGCUGAUAUUUUAAGAAACUGGAUCGGGGAAGAUGGAACAAGAGCAUGCAAGGUCACUUGUAAAGAUCUUUCCUCAAAUGAAAAUGGAACAGGAAAUUCCCUCCCAACAUCUGAAUAUGAAACAUCUGAAACUAGGAAAUACAUAAUUCCAUUUUUUGAGAUAUUCUUUGCAUAAAGAUUCAUGAAUUGAAAGGGCUGUUUGUUAUUUGGUGUUUAAAUUAAUGUUUUUGCAAAACCGAUUUUAAUUGCUGAAUACUAGGUCAAUUCAGUUUAGUGGAAGUAUGUUUACAAAUGCUGGUUUUGUAAGCUGAAGACAAAAUGAAAGCUAUUUUUUAAAAAAUAAACCAGUGAGCCCACCUAAUUAGCCCAUCAGAUACACUAGUUCCGAGAGAAAACAGUCCACGGGGCUCAUCCUGCAGCACAGCAGCGUUUUGUUACAACAGAUUUUUGUCCGUAACUGCCAGACACAAAGUAUUUAAUUCACAAACGAUUGUCUUGGUCAUUGAGCCCCACGCCAGACAAGCUGGGUCAGCUGUGGUGAGUGCUGACAGAUAUUGUAGGGGGAGAGCAACAUUUCAGGGAGUUGUAAGGGGGCCUUUUUCACACGGCUUCCUUCCCGCCAGCCUUGGGCAUCACACUCAUGCACUGGACCAGACAGAGCAUGGCCGCGUGCACUUCUGCAGCUGUUAGGUGACAGGCUGAGUACGGAUGUGGGCUUGUCACGUCCCAAAGCUGCACCCUGGGUCCCGGCCAGCGAGGACAGCCUCUGAGAAGGGCCUCUGUUGCAAUAAUGAUCACAUGCUUACCUAUUAAAUUUAAUGUCACUUAAAAAAUGAAUUCAAAGUGUCUUUAAGGCACUCUGAUGGAUAGUGUAAUGAUUUAAAGAGUAAGGACACACAAGACUAUGAAGUGCUGCCUUGGUUUCACAGCCCCAUUCACCAGCCCCAUUCACCAUCAAACGCAAAGAGCGUGACUUGUGAGCACUUGCAAAUGUGUAUUCAGUGGUCACUGACCUGUCUCCACCAGAGCAAGACUUCCAUGAUUGAGAUUUGGGAACAUGAAGCUGGUGAGCCAGAAAAACACACUGCUUUGAAGAAUUAUCUCAGAUUUAGCAUAACCUGAAUGAAAUGUGAUGAAAUGUGCAGUCCUUGGCUAGGGGUCACUUCCCUUUCAACUGGAAGGCAAGGGGGCUUUAAGUCAGGCCCCACAAUAAAAAAAAGACAAAAAAUUGAUAUCCAGCUGUGGUCUUUGUCACAUAGGUGACAGCUUUUUGAUUCUAGACAUAGAAAAAUGAGUGAGAAAAAUAAUAUAUAUCAUGCUGCUUAUUCCCUUUUAAAAAAUAUUUAUGCAUCUACCCCCAAUUAUAAAUCUUCAAAUAUAAUUUCUUGAUCUCAGUGAUUAAAUAAUUGAGAAAAUUUAAUCAUAUAGCAAAGUAUAUUUUAUUCCUAGAAGAUAAUUCCUGUGAAAUAAAUUUAACAUAUUUGACAAACAGCCUUACUAGUGAGAAAGUGCUGCUCCAGCAAAGGCUCUUUGAAACAGCCCAGGGCACCCAACCUGCGGCGCAGCGAGUGGGUCACUGCAGGGCUGUCUCUCGUCCUCUGAUACCCUGCCAGUGCGUGUGGGUGUGGCUGUCCUGCUUUCUUGAAUUUUAAGCUGUCCUUUGCUAUCACUCUUGCCCUUUUGAAGCUAAUGUGUUCCUUUUCAAUGGGGAGUUUCUAGGAGAGAGGAGCUUGCCUCCUGCCUCUCUGGACACAGUGCCCAGCGCUGCUGACUCAUGGGGAAGCUCUUAGAAACUUGCUCAUGGUCCCUGUCCUGGUUCCGCAACAGGCUGUCUUAGUCUGUUCAGGCUGCUGUAACAAAAAGCACCAUAAAGUAGGUGCCUUAAGUCCCUCCUCUGGGUUGCAGACAGUACCUUCUUGUGUCCUUACCUGGCAGGAGCAAGGAGCUCUUUUGGGCCUCUUACCAGUGCACUAUUCCCAUCAUGUAACUCCAGCCUCAGGACCUAAUCACAUCCCAGAUCCUCACCUAAUACCCAUCACCUGGGCGUUAGGUUUUUUUUAACCUGCAGAUUUGGGGGGAGUGCACAUUAUACAGUUCACAGACCUAUGAAAACUUGGUGGCUAAUGAGCAGUAUGUGUAUUUUGCACAUUUACGUACUUCGAACUGUUGUCUGUGGCCACCUGUGCCACGGCACUUUAGUCUGCAGCAUGUCACUUUGUUGGAAAAGACCGUUGUUGCUAUGGCUGACCCGCAGGUCCCCUGCCCAGGUUCUCAGGACUUUUCUCAUCGCAUGUCCUUUGGGUGCACAGACAGCAUCUGAAAGCAAGCAUGGUGGUCUCUCAUAGUCCUCAGUUUUGGAUUGUAGUGUUAAUAAGCCUCUCCAAAAUCUAAGAUCGAUAGGACUGUGUUCACUCACUUUGUGUGCUGUUGUCAGGUAUUGCUGCCAUGUUAACAAAUAGCUAGUCAUUUUCUGUCAUGGCUUUUAUUCUGUUCAACCUUCUUUUGUGCUUAUGGAAACUCCAUUUUUCUAUUUCUUCAUCAUGUCAAAAUAUUUAAAAUUUUUACUCUGUCCACUUAGUUUCCACCCUUCCCAAAUAGCUGUUAUCCCAAAUCAAAUGAAUAUGCCUUUGUUGAUAAAAUUUAUAUCAAAAUGAAAAAUACGUAUUUGUUCUGAGUACAGGGCCCAAUUGUGAAUGACGCCAUGUUGCAUUUUCUCAGGUCUGUUUGACAGUCAUCUGGUCGGGUGCCUUUUCCACAGACCCUGGGUCUGAGGCAGUAGUUUUCUCCUGGGCUCUGGAGGGAACUGUCAGAGUCACCAGAGAUAAUUAAGAUACACCUACAGGUUCCUCCCUGUCCCCUAGUCUGCUGGCUUCCUGGGUCUGGGACGAUAGCUCCACCAUACGCUAAUCAGCAUCUUCAUCACACAUCAGUAAUUAUUCUUGCCAACUAGGAGUGAAUUAUGUGGGCCACUUCUUGUGAAUCACACUUUGUAAUCACUAAUUAUUUAAUUAUUCAUGACACAGACAAAAACCAACCUAUGUAUCUGAAAUGCCAAAGUUUUUAUGACUGCUACUUUUUAAAACUAUGCUUUUAUGAUAAAAAAAUAUUGUUCCUUUUGUUAGUAUUUUGUUUGCUACAUGUUUAAGUCACAAAAUUAUUUUCCCUUUUUUAAUGUCCUUU